Molecule: messenger RNA, 1442 nt
Organism: Capsicum annuum
Lineage: Eukaryota; Viridiplantae; Streptophyta; Magnoliopsida; Solanales; Solanaceae
Product: cold-regulated protein 27
Exons: 5
Coding region: 104-880 (258 amino acids)
Biological process (GO): response to cold; regulation of circadian rhythm
Source: RefSeq, a predicted model, not a curated record
UGUUAACUUGACACAUGGAAAAAGGGGUGACAGAUGAGCCUCUCUUUUCCAAUUCUUGUACUAAAAAGUUCCUCCCUUUUUCAUCUCUAUUUUUCAUUUAUAUAUGCAACCAACAAUUUUUUUUUCUGUUAUAAUAUAUUGUCUACUAGCCUUUCUCUUUUUUUCUUACAAGAUAAUGGAAACUUUAGCUGAUUCAAAAGGAAAAAAUUCAAGAAAGAAUAGGAUUUCAACAAAUAUUGAUGAACAUGAAGAAAUUUUGACUAUGAAGGAAUCUCAGCCUACUGGAUCAAAGAACAUGGAAUGGACCGACGAGAAGCAUAGUUUGUAUCUCAAGUCUAUGGAAGCAUCGUUUGUCGACCACUUAUAUGGUUCCUUAGAUGUAGUUGGUUGGCAUUCCCAAAAUAAUGGCUUGUCAAGGCCUAAAUCCUCGAGGCAAAAGCAUGGCAAUCCUUCAGGCCAGUAUAAGGUGUUUCAAGAUGGUUGUUGGACCAAAAUCAACUUCAAGAAAGACGAGUCUCAGUUAAAUAAAACAAACGAAUCUACUGCUGUAUUCGCAAGCCCCUGGAUUAAGCAUUACAAAUCUGCAGGCAGACAUCAAAUGAGAGUAAAUUCAGAUCUCCAGGGGAACACUACUUUAAUGAAACAGAACCAAUCUCCACCAUCUGACUUCGGUUUGUGCCAUGAUGAUUACGUUACAGAGGUAAUGGAUCAAAACUUUAUCGAUGAAGAUCUUGAAGGAGGACAGUCUAGCAGCAGGGAGCACAUCACAAAACGGACAAAAAUUCCGUUGGAUGCUGGUACCAGCAGUGAUCAAGUAGUUCCAUUUUGCACAUCCUCAAUGACCGAUGAUCUUAAGGAUCUUCUGGAAUCAACGGAGUAAAGUCUUUGGCUUCCAGAGACGACUAUGAUGACACUAACCUCUCUAACCAAGAAAGCGGAAUGGAAUGUAAAAACAAGGCGACUUAAUUCAACGUGGUGGCUCGCAGAUGGGAAGGCCUCGCGUUUCAAACUAUUGCUAUAGGCUGAUCAGGAUUUUGCUACAGUUUCUGCAGUCAUGGUUUUUGUUUCUUUAUUUAUCUGUAUGUUUGAAAUUCUAGUAGCUCUGUAUUCCUUGUACAGAUUUUGGGAAAAAUGUUGUCAAAAAAAUUGUUUCUUGUCGCCAGCAUUGAUCAAUUAGCAUUGCAAGGCUAUGUUGUUCGGACUCUCCAAACAUGUGGGCUCACUCGUGUUGGAUCUCUUAAAAAUACACUACUUUUGAGGAUCAGACACACAUCUGUCAACAUUUUUUAAGAGUCCAAGCAACAUAGUUGCAAGACAUUAAAGCCAUAGGUUGAGUCGGGAUUUGAAGUUUAUGGAUUCGGGACUCUAAUCGGGUUCUGAAUUAAUAAUUCAUACAUAUGAAUGAAGUUUUUAUGAGAAAUACAAAGUAUGAAUUAAAAUUA